CUAUUUACCUAGUUUCGAUACCUCGGUCUUCUUUUUCUUUCGUAUUCUUCGAGACACAGUCGAAAUCCAGUUGCUGUGUGUAAUAUCAGUAAUGCUGUUUUAAUGAGCUUAUAUUUCGCAGGAAGAGGAUUAUACGUUUUCUUCUACAUCCCCGAAUAGGUCUUCAAAAUGCAACUUUCGUUACAGAAGCUACCCGCAAAAUGGAUUGGUGUCUCCGGUUUGAUUAUGUUCAUCUUGGGUUCAGGUGUCGGAUUUUACGGUUUCCCUGCUCUAAUCCGCAGUCAGAUAGCUUCGAAUUUAGCCCUGAAGAAAGGUUCUGAUCUAAGGAAACUCUGGUCCAAGAUUCCUGAUGGAAUUCCUUUCAAAGUAUAUAUGUUCAACGUGACAAAUCCGAUGGACGUGCAAGUGGGAAAGAAGCCCAUAGUGAUGGAAAUAGGACCUUACUUCUAUGAAGAAUAUAAGGAGAAGCUGGACCUCAAAGACAACAACGAGGAUGACACAGUUUCGUUCAAUCCACGGGAUUACUUCAUAUUCAAGAGAGAGAUGUCACAAGGACUGACUGGCGACGAAGUUAUCACCAUACCCCACGCGGCCAUAUUGGCGAUGGCUCUUGCUGUGGAACGAGAGAAACCCGCGGCACUGAAGAUGAUCAACAAGGCUGUCCCACACAUCUUCGGGCACCCGACGUCCAUCUUCGUAACGGCGCCUGUCAAGAACAUUCUCUUCGAGGGAAUUCCGCUUUACUGCAACGUGACGGAUUUUUCUGCUAAAGCUAUUUGCUCCGAGAUUCGGAAGAAGGAUAAAGACUUCCUGAAAUUAGGGGAUGAUAUCUUCGGCUUCUCAUUCUUCGGAAUUAAAAACAACAGCGUUGGAGGCAGAUUCAGAGUAAAGCGUGGCAUUGAGAACAUCAGAGAUGUGGGUCAAGUAGUGGAGUAUGAGGGGCAGAAGCAGCUGUCGGUUUACGACGGGGACGAGUGCAACAAGUUCAGAGGGACGGAUUCCACCAUCUUCGGACCGUUCCUUACCCCAAGCGACAAGAUCGAAGCUUUCGCUCCUGAUCUUUGCAGGUCUAUAGGAGCCGUAUACACAGAGUCCAUAGUAUACAAAGGCAUACACAGCUUCAAGUACAGUGCCGGGUUCGGUGACAUGUCCACUGACCCAGAGCUCAAGUGCUUCUGUACGACUCCAGACACGUGCAUGAAGCAGGGAGUUCAUGACCUAACCAGAUGCUCAGGUGCUCCCAUCAUUGCAUCACUGCCUCAUUUCUACGACGCAGCUCCUGAGUACCAGACUGGAGUGAUUGGCCUCAACCCCACGAAGGAGAAGCAUGAGAUACUGAUGGUCUUCGAACCGCUGACGGCCACGCCUUUAGUUGGGUACAAGAGACUGCAGUUCAACAUCGCCGUUCAUGCCAUAGACAAGAUCGACUUAAUGAAAGAAAUUCCUACAGUGCUUCUUCCCAUCUUAUGGGUGCAAGAGGGAAUGGAACUGAAGCAGGAAUACCUGGACAAAGUGGCCAGUAUUUUUAAAAUCAUGGGAGCGGUGGACGUAUUGAAGUGGAUCCUUAUGGUGGCAGGGGGAGGACUCGGAGCAGCAGGUGCAAUCAUAGGUUACCGCAAGAAGUCCAACGAAAUGGAUGUUGAGGUGUCGCCUAGUGUGCCGAAGAAACCCGCAGGCAUCUCGCCCCUGGAAGUGCAAACACCUCCCAGAUACUGAAGCCAACGCUGGCGACAACAAAAGAUGAUAGAAACAAGUCUGAAAGAUUCUGAUUGGUGUAUAUCAGCCUUUUCUACUAAUAAUACUGGACACUGAUAUCUGCCCUAGUAAUUCCAGAUCACAACCUUUCGGAAACCGAUUGUUUUUCCUUCAUCAGGUGAGAGGACGAAGUUGGUGGAGCUGGUAUCACAAACUGGUCCAGGAUUCCUGCUUUUAUAUUUCCACUUGAUGAAUGAAACAUAUCCGGUUUCUAAAACGUUGUGAUCUCAAAACUUAAACUGGGACGAAGCAUAGUGUCCAAAAAUAAUCAGUUAUAACAUAACAUGGAUCAACAUUUACGGUCUCCAGUGUAAUACCGACUCGUAAAUACUGCAACACUGCAACUGGAUUAUAAAAUAAGCAACAUUUAUGGGACAAGAAGCUCUACACACAGGAAUUCAUGCGCAAUUAAUAUUUCUGUUGUUAUUUUUUAUUGGCAAACCAAUAUCCCAUUAUUGCUAAGAGCAGAAAGACAGCAUCACAAGGUGCCGUUUAGGUUUUUGUUUCAGAAACCCUGAUUAUUUAUUUGUAAUAAAAACAGGUAGUAAGGAAUGUAUUCCUUCUUUAAGGAGUUAAAAUUACAACACAAAAUUAAUAACAGACUCCCUAUGUUACGUAAUAGCGCAGUCCGUAUAGCGACUGGCUACGUGUUGAACGAUCAAGUGGUCGGAGUUCUAGUCCCAGUGGGGGCAAG
Cryptotermes secundus is the source of this 2449-nucleotide messenger RNA. Its product is annotated as sensory neuron membrane protein 1. Gene Ontology annotation, molecular function: scavenger receptor activity. The record is from RefSeq and is a predicted model, not a curated record. NCBI's taxonomy places the organism in Eukaryota, Metazoa, Arthropoda, Insecta, Blattodea, Kalotermitidae. Gene Ontology annotation, cellular component: cytoplasm; membrane. The transcript is spliced from 10 exons. The coding region runs from base 169 to 1716 and encodes 515 amino acids.